AUGGCCUCCCAAACCACUGGAAUCAUGCAAUUGUUGGCCGCCGAGAAAAGAGCGGCCGAAAAGAUCAACGAGGCCCGCAAACGGAAGGCCCAGAGACUGAAGCAGGCCAAGCAGGAGGCCCAGGCUGAGGUCGAGAAGUAUCGUCAGGUAUGGAUCUAGCAUCUUUGACUCUUAGUUUUGGAUUUUUAUAUUAAUUUAGAACAUCUAAAUUUGUUGUCGAUUAAAAAUAUCUUGAUCUUGGAUAAUUGUAGCUCAUGAUCGAAACGAUUAUUUUUAGGAGCGUGAACGUCAGUUCAAGGAAUACGAACAGCAAUAUUUGGGCACCAAGGAGGACAUCGAGGCCGGCAUUCGCAAAGAGACCGAGACCACCCUGGAACAGAUGAACCAGACCGUGGCGGCCAACAAACAACAAGUGAUCGUCCGUCUUCUCCAAUUGGUUUGUGACAUCCGCCCCGAACUCCAUCACAAUCUUCAGCUCCAGAAGAAGUUGGAGCUCAACAACAACUAA
This is a messenger RNA of Bursaphelenchus xylophilus (pine wood nematode), 508 nucleotides long. Lineage: Eukaryota; Metazoa; Nematoda; Chromadorea; Rhabditida; Aphelenchoididae. The record is from the annotation of a GenBank genome assembly.